This is a messenger RNA of Hansenula ciferrii, 3678 nucleotides long. RefSeq names its product Zn(II)2Cys6 transcription factor domain-containing protein. Gene Ontology annotation, biological process: regulation of transcription by RNA polymerase II; DNA-templated transcription. NCBI's taxonomy places the organism in Eukaryota, Fungi, Ascomycota, Saccharomycetes, Phaffomycetales, Wickerhamomycetaceae. Gene Ontology annotation, cellular component: nucleus. The transcript has a single exon. Bases 1 to 3678 code for a protein of 1225 amino acids. The record is from RefSeq and is a predicted model, not a curated record. Gene Ontology annotation, molecular function: DNA-binding transcription activator activity, RNA polymerase II-specific; RNA polymerase II cis-regulatory region sequence-specific DNA binding; zinc ion binding.
AUGGUGGCAAAUAAGUCCAAAAAGGAAUCGAAGAAAGCCGCAGCUGCUAAUACAAACAAAAGAAGAAAUAGAGUACCGAUAAGUUGUACCAUUUGCAGAAGAAGAAAGGUCAAAUGUGAUAAACAAAGACCAGUAUGUACUGCUUGUAAUAGAACUGGUGUUGCUCAUUUAUGUCAUUAUAUUGAUCCGCCAUGGGCUCAACCUUUACAAAGUAAUGAAAUUGCACCUGUGCAAACAAAUGUUGAACCUGAAUCUGAAGUUGAUAAAUUAAAACAACGUAUAAGAGAAUUAGAAUCCCAACUUUAUCAUCAUAAUGAACAAUUACCUUCACCUCAUGAAGAUUCUGAUGAGCGGGAAAGUCAAUCAAGUCAUGAACAAAACACUUCAAUGGAAUCUUUACCUAAUGAAUCUUUAAAUUUGGGGAAAAAAUUUGAUAUGUUACAUAUAAAAUCAACAACAACAGUUCAUUUAGGCGCUACAUCUUGGUUAGCUAUAAUGAAAGGUGACCCAUAUUUAAGAGUUUUAUGGGCACAUAUUUUCAAAAUGAGGAAAAAAGUUGAAAUGAUGAAAUUCAAAUCUAAAAUGAUUCAAGUUCAAGAACAACAAGAGAGAAUUAGAGCUGAAAAUAAUAUUAAUGAUAAGAAUAAUAAUGAUAAUGAUAAAAAUAAUGAUAAUAAAGACAAUACUAGUAAUAAAGAUAAUAAUGAUACCAAUGAAUCAAAAGAUAUCGAAAAUGAUGAAAAGGGGCUAAAUUCAUCACCAAAAUGUCCAGUCUCUGGGAGAUCUGGUAAUAAUGAAUCAAAAUGUCCAGUUAGUCAUCAAUCACCACAAUCUGAGCCAUUAAAAUGUCCAGUUGUGAAACCAAAUUCAAAUACAAAUACACAAUCACAAUUAAGUCAGUGUCCAGUUCAACAUAACAGUUCGAAUACAACCAAGUCAAAUCCACAAAAUGAGACAUUAGAUGAAUCUGGUGAUAAAGUAUGUCCAUUAAUGAUAGGUGAUUCAUCAUUUUUAAAUGGGUUUAAUGGUCAAGAUCAAGAGAUUCAAAAUUCAAAACAUGAUCAUUCAUCAUGCCCAAUGAGUCAUCAAAAUCAACAUCAACAUUCUACAAAUGAUAAAAAACGUAAAAGAUCAUCGAAUAAUUCAAAUGAUAAUAGUAAUAACAAUGGACCAAAACCUAAAAGAUUAAGUAAAGCCGCUGAAAAGGAAGCCUCAUUAAAAUAUCAACAAAAUCCUGUAUUUAUGCUUGAAUCAUAUUUACCUAAAAAGAAAACUCUAUGGCUACAUAUCAAAAGAUUUUUUGAAGUUUUAUAUGUUUAUAUGCCAUAUGUUGAUGAGCCUUCAUUUAUUGAAGAACUGAAAUUCAUUUUUGGUGAAGAAAAUGAUAAAGAUCAAACUAUAAAGAUUAAGAUUCGCUCAGGUGUUGAUUUUGCCCUUGUGGGGACGGUUUGCUUAAUUUUGAGAUUAUCAUGGCAUACUUUACCAAUGAAUAAUUCAGCAAAACUACUGAAAAAAUCAAUAAAUUCCAAAAAUUAUCAAGAAGAUCCAGCAACUAUUUCAUAUUUACAAAAACCUGAAAAUGAAGUUCAAUUAAAAUUAGUUGAUUGUGUUAAACAAUGUUUUAGUAAUUUAAAAUUAAUGAGAAAAUCAAGUUUAAAAAUUGUUCAAUGUGGAUUAUUUAUGAGAUUAUAUUUCAUGUAUUCACCAGAUGAUGGUGAUGGAGCAGAUGGAUCAGAUUCACAAAUCUUUUUAGGAAUGAUUAUUCAAAUGGCUAUAAGUAUUGGAUUACAUCGUGAUCCUAAAAAUUUUGAAAAUUUUAGUAAUGAACGUCAAAGACAUCUUUGGAGAAAGAUUUGGUUUAAAUUAAUUUCACUUGAUGUUUUACAAAGUAUGAAUUUAGGUUGUCCAAGAGCUUUACAAAAUCAUAUGGAAUUUAGUGAUACAGAAUUACCAGGAGAUUCAGAAGAUGGAUUAACUUUAGAAGAAUUCAAAAAUGAUUUAAAAGAGUUAACUAUAAUUAAAAACAUUCAUACUCAAGUUAAAAUUGAUGAUUUAAUUGCUAAAACUAUGAAAGUUUUAUUAAAUUCAAAUAAACCUGCUAGAAGAUUCCAAGUUGAUCAAUUAAUUGAUCAAUUAGAACAAUGUACAAAUGGAUUUGAAAUUAUAAAUGAUAAAUAUGCCUUACCACAAAUUGGUAAAAUUUUGGUUAAUAGAUCUAAAAAUGAACCACUAUAUGUCUCUGGAGUAAGAGCAAUUGAAUUUCAGUUACAUGUUACUGUUAAUAUGUUAUUAUAUCUUUUGAACUAUAUUUUAUAUGUUCAUUUUGAACCAAGAGGCUCAACUGAUAUUGAAGUUUCCAAAAUUGCUAAAAAUUAUGCACAAAAGGCAUUAAAUUGUGCUUUGGAAGGUUAUAGAAAUUGUACAUUAUUCUUUGACUGUGGAUUAGAAUAUUUUGGACCAGGUGCAGAUAUUGUUCUUGCACCACUUUUACUGUUAGUUGGACAUAGAUCUAUGCAAUUUAUGGUUUCAUUAAUUUUAAGAUCAAGAUGUGGACCAUUUAUGAAACCAAGUUUUAAUCAAAAGCAAACUGAAGAGGAUUUGUUAAGUAAAGCAACAACAAGUACAUUUAAAGGUAAUAAAACUAAAAUUGAAGAUCAAAAUGAUGAAAAUGAUGUAUUGAAAGGCUAUAAUAAUAUUGAUAAUAGAAAUCAUGAUUUAGAUGAAGUUGAAAUUAAAGAUGAAAGUGAUGAAUUUACAAGUAAAAUAACAACUUCAAUAUUUAAUGUUGACGUUAAUUCUGGUGAAGUUUUAGCCACAAUUCUAUUGAAACAUAUGGAUAGUUUUCAUAAAUUAGCUGAAACUCUAGGAUCAAAAUAUAAUUAUAGUUGGAGAAUGGGGAAAGCUGUUGGAUUUUUCGUUACAUUAUUGAAAAAACCUAUAAAUAUUGUUAAAGAUCUUGUUAAAACAGAUAAUAUUAAACAAGUUGAAAAGAAUCAAGGUGUUUCAAAUGUUUUAAAUUCAGUACCAUUAGUUCUUUCUAAAGCACCAGAAGAAGAUGUUAAUAAUCAAAAUAAUGGUGAUGAUGAUCAACAAAAUCAAGAGAUGAAAAAUCAAGCUGAAGAUGUUGAAAUCUCCAAAAAUCCAUCAGCUUCAAGUUUUAAUGGUAUUAAUAUUGAUGAAUUACAACAAAAUAAUGGUAAUUUCAAGAUAGAUUCAAAUUUUGAUAUGAAUGGAAGUUUAUUCAAUCCAUUAUUUGAAAAUUUAGAUUCAAUUAAUUUCAUGAGUGAUUUAAAUCCUUCUGCAAAUGGAAAUCAAGGAUCAAAUCUACAAACAAAUCCAAUUUUUUCCACAUUUAAUCAAUUACAAAAUAAUCAAGCAAAUAUUCAAGCUGAUUCAAUAUUUGGUAAUUUCAAUAAUGUAAAUAAAUCAACAUCAAAUCAAUCAUCAAGUUCCACCACAACAUCAUUUAAUCCAAUGAAUGUAAAUCAACAAGAUAUUCCAUUAUCAGCAUCAGCUUCAACUGCGUUUGGAUUUGAAAAUCUAAUGCCAAAUAUAAAUGAUGUUGAUGGAACAAAUUUUUUUGACAAUUUUAUGAAUAUUGAUGGAGAUAAGAAUUCAAAUAAUGUUAUGGACUCUGGAGAAUUUGGUAAUAUGAUGUCAAACAGUUGGUUUAGUUAG